AUGCCCGACGCGGACAGGACUGUUGACGUCAACAAGCCGCUGCCAAAACCCCCAGGCGAGGCGGGACCGCCUGCAGCAGGGGCACCUCAAGAUCACGGCGAGCCCAGAGCAUCACAUACAGCAGCGAGGUCUAAUCAGCCGAGGACAGACCAUCACCGCAGCCGAGGCGCUCCGGCGCCGCCGGAACUGCCAAAUGCAUGGAAAUAUGCUAUUGUUACCGAUUCAUCACUGGAGAAGGCUUUGGACGGGGUGAUCAGCAAACUACGUGAGUUGGAUGAUGCCAAUCGUCUUGUAUGCGAGAGGGAGAAGGAGAAGAAGCAGGAUAUCCGCAACAUCAGCGAUAUCAAGAAGCCGUUGCCCCUGAGGACGUCCAGGACAGGAGACAGCGCCUCACCGCAGGUACCUCCUCCACUACCACCCAAGGAGGACACGUACAGCGCGGCGGGGACGAGACCGGCCACGGGGCCGAGGCAGGAGAGGCGAUGGAGAAACGAAGAGGAGGAGGGGUCGGAAUGGGAGGACCAGGCAGACGAGCUCCCUCCGCCGCCGCCGCCGCCACCACCGCGCAAGCAGAGAAACAACGAGCAGACGUCGGCGGUAGACCCCCGCGACCGCGACAUCAGCGACCGCGACGUGCUCAAGGGCCUCCGGCUGGCGCUGGCGGCGGCGUGCGAUGAGGACUACGACGCGUGGAUCCGCGGCAGGACGGGGUUGCGGCUGCGGCGCUUCAUGGCGGACCUUCAGAGCUUCGAGGACAUGGAGCGCGAGGCGGCGGCGCUGGACGCGGCGGCGAGGGCCGACCAGCCGGCGCGCAGGCGCAGGGCGGAGCAGCGGAGGCAAGAGGCUGCACGGUGGAGCAGGCGGAUGAGCAAUGGCUAG
Molecule: messenger RNA, 879 nt
Organism: Gaeumannomyces tritici R3-111a-1
Lineage: Eukaryota; Fungi; Ascomycota; Sordariomycetes; Magnaporthales; Magnaporthaceae
Exons: 2
Coding region: 1-879 (292 amino acids)
Source: RefSeq, a predicted model, not a curated record